Triticum dicoccoides is the source of this 6432-nucleotide messenger RNA. RefSeq lists its product as uncharacterized. The record is from RefSeq and is a predicted model, not a curated record. Gene Ontology annotation, molecular function: RNA binding. The transcript has 9 exons. Lineage: Eukaryota; Viridiplantae; Streptophyta; Magnoliopsida; Poales; Poaceae. Bases 206 to 880 code for a protein of 224 amino acids.
ACCGUCCCGUUCCCGUUCCCGUACCACCAUUUCCUCUUCCUCGCCUGAGCCGUUCCGUUCCGCCGACGCUUCAGUCUCCUUCCCUCCCCCCACCCGCGUCGCCGCCGUCGCCGCCAUCACCGUCCCCGUUCCUCCUCGCCGCGCCCCUGCCGUCUCCGCCCGCCCGCCCGCCCGCAGUCUCUGGAUUCGAGGGCUUGGCGCUCCCAUGGCGAAUCCCGACGAACAUGUUGAGAGACUCGGCGCCCCCAUGGCGAAUCCGGACGAACAUGACGAGAAUAUGAUGGGAGAGCAUGCUGAGAAGGAGUAUGCCGAUUUCGAGGCGAGGGUCAAGAGGACGAUAUACAUCGACCACCUCUCCCCUGUGGUUACUAGGCAGGUUAUCAGAGCAGCUCUUUCCCAGUGUGCGAAUGUUGUCAGCGUGGAGUUCGUUGAGAACUACACGAUCCCGUACGACAUCCCUGCGGCCGCGCUGGUGGAAUUGGACGACGAGUCGCAGGCCAAGUCUGCUGUGGACUUGAUGCGAGACUUCCCCUUCAUAAUUGGCGGAAUGCCCAGGCCUGUCCGGGCUAGCUUGGCAAGGCCCGAGAUGUUUCCUGAUCGUCCGAGCCCGCCUGGCUCGAAGAUGGAGUUCCUUUGGCUGAAACAAGGAGAUCCGGAGUAUGAUGGGAUGAGCAAGCUCAAGAGCCUUGCAAAGAGGCAGGAAGCAGAGAACAUGGCGCUCAUCAAGAAUAUACUGGAGGAGGAGAAGGAGCUGGCGGCUCAGCAGCAGAUAAUGCUUGACGCCAACUACCACAAAUACGACUUGCUUGAGAACAUCGUGCAAAACGGGACCAUCAAGAACCUUGCUGGCCACUAUAGGGUCAACUUGUUCGACGGCUGAUCAUUUUUGACAGUCUAUGAAAUGGCUUCAGAGAUUGCAGUCCCUGGUGCAAGCUAGUUCCAUUCCACUCGUAAAAAAUGUGUGAUAGUGACAACCGUUGACUAGUUUGAUGCAGCCGCGCUCUACUUGUGGCCAGCUGCGUCUUCUUCUGUGUAAAAGUGGGUCCUUAUGUAGUGUGACGGCUUAGAUUAUCACGUAAUCUUCGUAUGAUGUCAGUUUAACAUCGCGUCAAGAUAAUGCAAUGAUGUCUUAUAUUGUCUCUUGUAUUAUGUGAAACUUGCAUAUCAGGGGUGUCGGUGCCAUGGUGUGGUCUUGUCUGCAGUCUUGUGGCUAGCUUGAGAUAUAUGUCGGUCCUGAUUAUAUUCAAGCAGGAGGGAAGUGUUGAUCGCAGGAAUGGACUCAUUAUCACAGCAGUUUUAUGAUAUAGUAGUUAAUUCAAGAGCAUUCCAAACAGAAACUACAGGUAAUUCGUUCAUCAAAUCUCCACACUGUCACUCCCAUGUGGUUGUUUUUCUUCGGAUAUAUAGACAACAGAAGUGAUUUUUUCCCAUGCCUUUUUAAUCAUUUGUUCUGGUCUAAGUGGAGACAGCAUCAGUGCAUGAAAUGACCCCUAAAAGCCUGGAUCUUUCAGUACAGCUUUUAAUAACAUUUACCUGUAGGAUCCAAUCUUGCUUUGCAAACAUAACACAUAAUCUAGCAUUUCUUCCGGUCUAAACUAACUCAGUAAGUCUGCAUAUCCUAUUCCUCAUGUUUGUCACUAGUAUAGUACUACUACUACAGUUUGUUGGCCUAACCAAGCCAAGCCAAUUAUAGAUUGCAAUCUCUGUAUCCUUAAUUUCAUGGAAGUCAAAUGCAUUUAGUGGUCUGUUGUCCUUGGAAGUUGGAAACUACCAUCCUCCGUUUGCCAAAAGCUGGUCACCACUAAAUGCUGUUAUGAUCAUCAUGUCCACGUUAUUGCAAGUACAGCGGCACUAUGUCGAUUCAGUGAACCCAGAGGUCAUUUUGCAACAAGGAACUGGUGGGAUACUGCUCUAUACAGCAAGUACAGUAGUACCACUAUGUUGAUUCAGUGAACCGACACAACAAUUUGCAGUAUAUGUACCAAAUUGUAAUAAGAAAAUUUUAUAAAAGAGUAUAUUUAGGGUGAUCUUUGUAAGGGUGAAAAUUACUUCAAGUAAUUCGUAGCACAUUAGUUUCAAUUAUUCAAAGAUGAAACACACCUUCAUAAUUGAUCCCUGAGAUUGACACCAAUUGAAGUAUUAUAGUAUACGUAUUUUAGGUAGUGUAGAUAACUAGAUAUAGUGGGUACAUCAGUGAAACAUGAAGCUUUGCGUAUCAAGGAGGAAAUUAAAGAAAAGAGUGAUGAACUGAGAAGCGCUAGAACGAGGAUGGGUGAUAACCGACUGCUAGAUUUGUGAGAGGAUCAGCAAAAAGUUUGAUGAAGUCAGUGGUAGAUCCCAAAGGACAUGUACGCCUGAAGAACACAGCAACUUGACCAGUACAAGUGUAUAACAGUAGGAUGUCCACAUGCUGGCUUUGUACAGGUGUACUACUGCUUGGUACCUCUGUUCUUUUUGUUCUCCAAGGGUUGCAUUAGCCUAAGCAAAACUGGCGUCAGCUGGUAACUGCGAGGAUCGAAAUCAAGUUCACAGUAUCACCCAGGCGUGGGCUGCAACUACGCGCCCGAGGCCUGUCUCAAAGGUAAGAUGGCCUCAAAUCCAAUGGAUUUGUUGCGGAUGAUAAGUUUUUGUUGCGCAGGUUUGGUUCUGCUGUUUCUAAUGUGGGUGAUUGUUUGUCUAACAUCCCUGGAAGAAGUGAGUGUGCAGGAGUAAGUCAAGGAGCCUCAUAUACAUAAAGUGGCGCCGAAUGCUGAAUUUCUGGAAGAAAAUGAUAACAUGGAUUGUUGCUUACAUUUUCCAGGGGUUGCCCUGCAUUGCUUUCUCAUGAUGCCUCCCAUGCUCAUGGACAUAGAAAUCGAGCAAGUGAAAAUGUGAAGAAACAAUGGCUCCAAUGCUAGCACUCUCUUUCACUUAUCAUUGCCUUUGGCCCUUUCUAUCCCCUUUCUUUUGUUUCGCACUUUCAAGUUUAUAUAAUGGGGGUGGAAAGAAUCAACAAGGGGGGCGAGGUUGGUGGUCGAGUCAGUAGAGUAGAUGGUACAUUGUUGCGCAUUGAUGCGAGUCACAGAAGUAGGUGGUACAUUGUUGCUUGAGCUCACCUCCCUCUCUUGUAUUUUUUUCUUGUGCUUAUCAGUAUAUCUACCUACCUAUAUAAACCAUUCAUUGGUUCAUUUCCAUGUGUACUUCAGCUUUCCAUUGUUGUUGUCUUUGCAAAAUGAUUGAAGUGCUGGACUUGUCCAAACUCAAAUUUCUUAAAGUUUGACCAAAUCUCUACACUGUCACUGCCAUGUGGUUGUUUUUCUUUGGAUAUAUAAACAACAGAAGUGAUUUUUUCCCUUAUGCCUUUUUAAUCAUCUGUUCUGGUCUAAGUGGAGACAACAUCAGUGCAUCAAAUGACCCCUAAAAGCCUGGAUCUUCCUGUACAGCUUUUAGUAACAUUUACCUCUAGGCUCCAAUCUUGCUUUGCAAACAUAACACAUAAUCUAGCAUUUCUGCUGGUCUAAACUAACUCAGUAAGUCUGCAUAUCCUAUUCCUCAUGUUUGUCAUUAGUAUCACUACUAUUAUUUGUUGGCCUAAGUUCCUAACCAAGCCAAGCCAAUUAUAGAUUGCAACCUAUGUCAUUAGUUUCAGGAAAGCCAAAUGCAUGUAGCGAUCUGUUGUCCAUGGAAGUUGGAACCUACCAUCCACCAUUUUCCAAAAGCUAUUCACCACUAAAUGUUGUUAUGAUCAUGUCCAUGUUAUCGCAAGUGCAUUGGUACUAUGUCGAUUCAGUGAACCAAGAGGUUAUUUAGCAACAAGGAACUGGUGGAAUAUUGGACGUGGAGUAUGUGAGCUCGGGCACACAGGCUCUCGGUAUCGCGCACGUCCAUAAUAGCUAUGAGACUCGGAGAAUUCAAUGCGGCAUUCUGUCAGGUGGGGCACGCGUGGUGUGGGAAAUUGGAAUAUACGUCGCUAUACCCACCCGACAGAUGGGCCAUGAAUCGACGGAGGGGUGGACGCCGUCGAGGGACAUAGCCUGAGCCGUGGCUCGAUGUUUGGUCGCCGUCCCGAUCCGUGGAUCAGGCCUGGAGGUUUCCACUAGCCUCCGGCAGGACAUGCAGUUAAUGCGGCUAUCUGGCUGUGCGGUGGUAGGUGGGCUGAAGGUUGAUUUCUCUAGGAUCCCAGUUUAGGGGGAGGUCGAGAGAUUAACUGCGGCGCCGAGCUUCGUUUGUCCGACGACCUAGCAGGCGACCUCGCACGCGCUCCGCCGACCAUGGAGUUCUUGCUUCAGACGAUAAACAUAACGCUGCUUGAGGAGGUGAACGAUAACAACGGCACAAUGGAACCUGUGACGUUCCCCGUCACCGCGCCGGCGGAGCUUGCGCUUCCACUACCUGCCGCUUCAUGUGCGGACGCACAGAUCUAUUGGGCGGAGACAGAAGCUGCUGACGUGCGUUAGUCCUCCGAGCACUCAAUUCAGCAAGUCGACCCUAAAGCGCCAGGCUGGACUCAAAGAGUCCGUUUGGGAGCCGCCGCUGAAGGCAGGGCCCCUUGCUCGGACAGGGUGACAGCAUUGGAGAAGACUGUGAGGGAAUUUGCCGAGCAUCCAGGGGACAUAGUGAUGAUCAAGCCAAAAAUCGGAACAACCUUCGACAGUCUGGGUGAAGCUUAUGACUUUUACAAUUUGUAUUCAUGGGAGAAAGGAUUUGGAAUUAGAUACGGGAAGAGCAGACUAAAUGUGAACAGGACAAAAUGCAUCCAAGAGAUCGUGUGUGGAUGCGCGGGGAAGCCGAUAGUUGAAAAUACUCGUUCUUGUCGCUGUGAAUGCCCGGCACUAGUGAUAUUACUGCGGUCCAAGGACAAUGGGUGGUACAUAGCUGAGCAUCGAGAUGGGCACAACCAUUCUCUGUCGCAGACUUACGACCAAACAAUACACUGGCCGUCACAUAAGCAUAUCAAUGUGUACAGCAUGGACCUGGUGAAGCAGCUGCGGCAAAACAAUGUUAACCUAGCAAAGGUGUACAACAUUAUCGGGAGCUCCUUCGGUAAGAUGGAGAAUGUAUCGUUCACGAAAAGAGCACUGAGAACUUUGUGUGGCAAGAUAAGCCGUGAGCAGUCCGAAGAUGAUGUGAGGAAGACAAUGGAAGUUUUCCAGGAGCUGUGUUCAAAGGAUCAACAAUUUACAUAUCGGGUACAAGCUGACAAUGAGGGCAGAAUAAGCAACCUGAUGUGGGCUACGGGAAACAGCAGGCUGCAGUACAAUUUCUUUGGUGAUGUAGUUACAUUCGACACAACCUACCGUACCAACCUGUACGACAUUCCCUUUGGUUUAUUUGUUGGGGUUAACAACCAUUUCUAGAGCAUCAUUCUAGCAGGUGUGCUUGUUAGGCAAGAGACAGAUAGAAACAUUUGAAUGGGUUUUCUCGGAGUUUGUUAGAUAAUGGGUGGUAGGGCGCCAGAAACAAUUCUGACUGACCAAAACAGAGCAAUGGAAGUUGCAAUAAGGAAUGUGAUGCCAGACACAGCUCACCGCUGGUGCAAAUGGCAUGUUCUUAAGAAGGCAAAGGAGUCGCUUGGGCCAUUGUACUAAAAAAAACAGUGAUUUCCGACCAGAGUUCCACAAGGUUGUCAACCACAUGCUAACCAUAGAUGAGUUUGAAGAAGGUUGGAAGUACCUUGUUGAUAAGUACAACUUGAAAAGUCACGAUUACAUGACUAAUUUGUACGAGAUACAGCACAAGUGGGCAAAGCCGUACUUCAAGGGUGUGUUCUGCACCAAAAUGACUAGUACUCAACGGAGUGAAAGCGCGAACCACAUGUUGAAGAACUACGUGCCACCCAGUUGCCCAAUGCACAUCUUUGUGAGGAAGUAUAUGAGUUUGAUUUUUGACAGGGAGUCAGAGGAAAAUUACGAGGAGAAGCAGACAGCAAUUGGGAGGCCACUUAUGCGUGCAAACAUGGCAACAGAAAGACAUGCUGGUCAGAUAUACACUAGAGCUAUGUUCGAACAGUUUGGGCAUAUACUUUACGAGUCUGGUGCAUAUCAAGUGGAAGAGAUCGAAAAGGGUAAAGAGUAUGUUGCAAUACAUACAGACGCUGCACGGAGGGAGAAAUGGUGCAGAACUUCAUACAAGGUGACUGUGCUCGAAGGAGGGGGGAGUUUGAUUGUGAGUGUGGUCAGAUUGCACACAUGGGGCUGCUAUGUAGCCAUAUCCUGAAGGCCAGAAUGGGUGACCAAGCGGCACAGUCCGUUUAUUCCCAUCUGACCCGCCACCUAGCUAACUGACGGAAUUACCUGGCAAGUGGGCCAACCGCUAUUUUGUGAAAUAACAGCGCGGGCCAUAUACGACCUCAUAUACCUAUUCCCGCCCAGAUCACGAGGGGAAUAAAUGGCACAGAUAACAGGAGCCUGUGAGCCCGGGCUCACAACAGCAUUUUCGUGGAAUAUUGCUCUA